AUGAUUAGCGAGGAAGUUUAAAAGUAUAAAGAGAUGGAGGAAAAAUUUCUAUAAGAAUUUAAUUCUAGGAGUGGAUCAUUUUUUCUUAUUUCAUCACAAUGGUUAAAUAACUGGAAGAAGAAAGUAGGGUACGACGGUGAACCCAAUACUUCAAUAUCCUUGGGAAAUAUCAAUAGUGAUAUCGGACACAAGCCAAAAUAAGUGCUCAAGUACGACCCUAUUGAACUUAAUCCAUGGAAUACUCAAUUGAAACCUAAUUUGGUUGAGGGAGUAGAUUAUUACGUAAUUGAUUCAAAUAUGUGGUAAUCUCUGAAAGGGUAAUAAUAAAUGUGUGAAUUUAGAAACAACAAAUAUCGAUCCGAUUUUACCAUUGAGAGAGAAUCAUUUCUUGACAAUGAAGGAAAAAGAUAAAUAUAAGCCUAUCUUUAAUGCAUCAAAUUCGUGCCCAUAUUCCCUUCAGCCAUGUCGAAACUUCAAGCCUCAAUGAUCGAAGGGGAAUAGUACAUUUCCCCGAUUGCUUAAAUAAGCGAGGUUGUGACUAUUCUGAGUAAAACUUUAAAAACAGUUACAUCAUUUAAAUUCGUUUCAAAAGACAAUGUCAGACUCUAUAAGUUAGGAAGCUCUUGGAAUCUAGAUAACCUCAAGGCAUUUUUAUUGUAAGCAUAGAAAGAGAAAAAGUAAUUUAUGGAAUUCACAGACAUUGAAUUUUUGGAUCCUACUCAAAAUAAGUAAAUCAAAGAUUAUAACUUUGAGAAGGAUUAAAUCUUAUUAAUGGAUACUAAGGAAAUACACAGCACCUUCUUAAUAUCAAACAAUAUCUUUGGAUAAGAAGAAAAAUGUACAAAUUGUUCACAAUAUUAUAAUUUAACAUUUAAUUGUGCUUGCAAAAAAGUUAAAUAUUGUUCUGAAGCCUGUUUAUAAUAACAUUCAUAUCAACACACUCAAGUAUGUGAAAAAUAAGAUGAUACUGAUGAAAUCCUUGUUAAUCUAUUACCAACUCCAUAAUCUAAAUUGGGUUUAACAGGAUUCAGGAAUUUAGGGAACACUUGCUAUAUGAAUAGUGCAUUAUAGUGUUUAUCAAACACAACUGAACUAUCUAGAUACUUCUUGGAUAAUUCAUUCAAAUUUGAUAUUAACACACAGAAUGCCUUGGGGACUAAGGGUGAAUUUGCAUCACUCUUUUCUUAUCUUUUGAAAAGACUUUGGUUUGAUAAAUAAACAACUAUAUCGCCAUUCCAAUUUAAGAGAUUAGUCGGCAAAUUAUCCCCUAAUUUUGCUGGAAAUGCAUAACAUGAUGCUCAAGAAUUCAUCACAUUCACUCUUGAUUUGCUGAAUGAAGAUUUAAAUAGAGUCAAAGUCAAACCAUAUGUUGAAAUUCCUGACAACAACAAUAGACCUGAUGAUGAAGUAAGUUAAGAGUAAUGGGAAUGUUUCAAAAAAAGGAACGACUCCUUGAUUGUUGAUCAAUUGUAUGGUCAAUAUAGAUCCAAAUUGCAGUGUCCAAAUUGUAAUAAAAUUUCUAUUACCUUUGACCCAUAUUUGAUGGUCAAUGUAACAAUCCCUCAAGAAAAGAAGAAGGUCUUGGAAUUUUAUAUUAUCGAUCCUGAAAACUUCUGGCUGAGUCAACCAGUCACUCACUACUAUGAACCAGAAUUAAGGCUAAAAGAAGUGUUGUAAUUUAAGUCAUAGGAAUGGUUGAAUUGUGAAUGGGAUCAAAUCAUACUCACACUAAGUUCCACUUUUUCAAUCGAAGAAGUGUUUUUGGAUUAAAGAUUGGAAUAACUUAAAAAGUAAUUAAAAUAAGAAAAAAAAUUACAAUUAAGAAAAUUAACAGAACAAGAAUAACUAAUCUAAAAUGAUUAAUAAGUUCAUGUUCUAAUCCACAAUUAAAUAUUAACAAUGAACAACUGGAAAAAAGAUAUCGUCCCUACUAUGUACUUCAUUUUAUCUUAAAAUUACAAAUACAAGGAAAUACACAUGUUUUUCUUUAAUUGUUUCAAGAAUGUUCUCAAAAAUUUUGCAGAUUUUGAUUAAAGCUGGCUUAAUUCUGAAAAUUUAGAGGAAACCUAUCAAUAACAUAUUUUAGAUAAGUAUUGGAAGAUCAUGUUCAAAUCAAAUUAAAGAUUCCAAGUGAAUUGCUCUUAUUGUUAUAAGGCUUAUUGUAAUGAUUGUCCUCUUGAGUUUACUGAUAAAAUAUUUGGUGAUUGCUUCUAAAGGGAAGACAAAUUGUUACAACCAGAAAUCCAAAUCAUUUGGCUUAAACCAUGUCGAGAAAAAAUAGAUGAUAUGUACACUGAGUACCAAAAGAUAUUUGAUCCAAAUUACAAGGCUCCAGUUGUCAAUAUCAAUUGGGAUAAUAAUCAAAAAAGUAAUAAAUAUAAAUAGACCUAUACAUUGGAACACUGUCUGGAAUAUUCAACCAAACCAGAGUAACUAUAAGUGGACAACAGUUGGUAUUGUAGUGGAUGCAAAGAUCAUGUCUAAGCCUAUAAGACAUUGUAAAUCUAUAAAACCUCCAAGAUCCUGAUCUUUCAUCUUAAAAGAUUCAAAGAUUCAUACAAGUUGUUUAAAUCCAAACUACAAACCAAUAUCAUAUAUCCAGAAAAGUUAGAUAUGACUAAUUUUGUUCUACAUUAAGACAAUAAUAAUUUAUAUGAAUUAUAUGCAAUAUGCAAUCACAUUGGUGAAUCUGGAAGUGGACAUUAUACUGCAUUCUGCAAGAAUAAUGGAGAUUGGUACAAAUUUGAUGAUUCAAUCGUCACCAAAGAAACUAAUAACAUAGUCACUCCAAAUGCUUACGUUCUAUUUUAUAGAAGAAUCGAGCAAAAUUAUGUAGAAUAUGAUUUGGAGGCGAAAUUAAAACAAAAUAUUGAUUUAUUAUUAGCAGACGAAGUGUUUAAACAACAUCUUCAAAAGUUCCAAAAAGAAAAUGAUGAGAGUGUUGAUACGUAGAAAUAGGAAUAGCCUGCCCCUCCAAAGUAAUAGGAGGAAAAUAAUUAAUAAUUGGUUAAAUUGGAUAUCAAUUUAGUCAAUAAUUAAUCCAGCAGUGAUACAAAUGAUGGAGAUGAGGAAAAUGAAGAUGAACAUUGA
Molecule: messenger RNA, 3090 nt
Organism: Paramecium tetraurelia
Lineage: Eukaryota; Ciliophora; Oligohymenophorea; Peniculida; Parameciidae
Exons: 5
Biological process (GO): protein deubiquitination
Molecular function (GO): cysteine-type deubiquitinase activity
Source: RefSeq, a predicted model, not a curated record